GAUCUUCUUUGUUUCUUGCUUCUGAUCUUCUUUGUUUCUUGUUACUGAUCUUCUUUGUUUUUGUUUCUGAUCUUCUUUGUUUGUUGUUACUGAUCUCCUUUGUUUGUUGUUACUGAUCUUCUUUGUUUUUGUUUUUGAUCUUCUUUGUUUGUUGUUAGUUGAUCUGGUGUCUUUUGUCUGUUGCUUGGUCUUUUGGUCAGUUUUCUAGUAUUUAAUCUACUUUAUCUAUUUUCUUAGCUAUUGAGUCCUAUGUAUGUCUUUAUCUCUGACUUUGGGUCGUUUUCUGGAUUAAUUCUCUUGAAUCGUCUUUGUCUCUAGUUCUACUUCAACUGACAUAAGCAAAUACAAUGACAGCCAAACAGGCCGCGACUGAUUUGUAGACAAACUUGGGAAGAGAGAAAGGGCAAAAAGAAACAAAGAAAUGUUUCAAGAAAGAUAGAAAAGAGAAAGGCAUCAAGUAGACAUGGAUAGGCUCUUUGCCAAAUCAACUUUUUGAGAACCAAUGUCUACAAUGCUUAACAUGGUAAAAACUGGGUCAACAUUGUUAAGUGCCUAAUUUAAUUAACACUCUGUAUCUACAUGUUAGGUCUAAUUAAAAUGAUAGAACUAUCACUCUGUGAACAAAUACAUGAUUUCUGGCUCUUCUGUCGUGGAUUAAAACUGGUUCAUUAUAUAACAAAAUUAUGGAUGUUGCAAAUAUUUUUACUAUAAUCUAUGUUUCGUAAAGAAAAAAAACGUAACUCUUGGUGACUGUAUAAUCAGUCAGUUGUGUGGGUUACCAAAGGAAAAACAAACUACCAAGUGGAACAAACUUUUACAAUUAAAAUUCCUGAGCAACUUCAAGGUGUCACGAUAAGGCAGUUAUGUGUAGAAAGCGGUAAUGGGCCUUCCACUCGAUGGACUCCGCUCACGGCCGGGCGGGCCGGCAGCCUAAUUCUAGUGCUCAAAACAGACGCAACCCUGACCUUGACCAUAGUUCUGCCAAGGACGGAAAAUCCAAAACUGGCGCCCCUAUCGGAGGCUCUUCGACGCCAACCAAGAGCCCCACCGCGCAGCUCAGCCUGUUUCCAUCGGACGCCGGCCCUGGACUUGGAGAUGUCGUUUCUAAACUUAAGCAGCAGCAACAGAAGACCGGUAGCACCACUCAUCUCAAGCAGCCUCAGCAAAGAGCAGGUAGUGCUAGUCCGAAGCCUCAGAGAUCCAACGAUACUGCAGACAAAUCCAAAGGCGACGUUGCGAAACGCACAAAGCAUUCGCAGUCUAAAGAAACUGCUAACACAUCCAAAAGCUCUAAAACUACAAAAGAGGCUGUCACAGCAAAGUCUAAAAAUGACAAAAAGUCUAGUUCUUCCUCCAAAGACAAACUCGCCCCAGAUAAGCUACCAAAAGAUACGCUUACGGUUGAAAGUGCCAGGGUACACACUCCUAAACAUAAGAGACGGGCUAAGAGCGCCACAAGGUCUAAAGCAGCUGAUGCCAAUGAUCUCCUUGUUCCAUUGGUCGACAAUGAACAGCCGGGACAGGAGAAUCGGGGACCAGUUCCUGUCAUACGUUUAUCUCGCGAGGACAGCCACAAACAGUCACAGGCCCUGGCACAGGCUAAAGAAUCCUCUCCGAAAUUUAAAAGGAGGCUCUCGGCAAUCUCGCAGGCCAAAAUUGCCUUUGAGAAGAUAGCCAUGGCUGUGACCGAGGCAGAAGCGGUCACUAUCACUGAGAAAUCUUCAUCCUCGGAGGUUAAGGGCGGGAAGGAUAGGAAAGCGCGUUCUAAAUCGGCCCCAAGAGAGAUACAGACAGAACGCGCCAAGAAAAAGACAGAGUCCGAGCAAAAUAAACAGAAAAAAAUUGACAAUGAUAAAGAUAUUCAAUAUUCUAAAGAAGAAAAAAUAAGCUCUACAUCUAUGCAUCAGCAAAAACAAUCACAUACUAAAUCCGAAGACAGGGACAGCUCUGGCCGAUUACAGGGCGAGCUUUCCAUAGAAGGCAUCAGUUCAUCGCCCACUAGAAUGUCGGUGACAGUUGAGCAUAAACCUUCAACGAACCCGCUCAAACUGCUUCAGUCUAUAACUCGCCCUUCCAGUCUUAACACGUCUUUAGUUCAACAUUCUAGCACGCCUUCUCGGCCCAGGAAAAAAUUUUCCCGCGGUCACAUCGACCAGGACCCACUGGACGUCGACUAUGAAGUUCUAGACGACAGGGUGGCGAGCAUAGAGCCUAGGAGCUCACUCGCUGGACUAGACUCUAGAAAAUCCGUCCCGUACUUGGACAGCAACAGAUCAGCAGAGGAGCCCUUGUUGCCCAAGAACCACAAGGACAGCUUGCCGAAACAUAACAGAAGUGCACGAGAAUCCGACUACAUUCAUAUGGACUCUAAAACCCAAUCAACGCCUUAUACACAAACCUUUCCAAGAACCAAGCAGCAAGAAACAAGCUCAAUGUUUCCCAUAUCAAACAUGUACGGUCCUGUCACAGCGGAUCAUGGCCGUCCUAAGAAGUUUAGCUCUUCAGUUUCCACUGACCGUUUGCGGAACUAUUCGUCCAACCAGUUAAGUACUCCUGAUUCUGCUUACUCCCCUUUGUUUAAAGUGCCCAGUUCGUCUUCAUUCACGUCAUCCGACGCUCGAUCGGAGGUCUGCCUUGACCUCCCGGAUAUAGCUGAUCCUCACGUGAGUGACCUUCACCUUCGAGAGGUAGAGAGAGACCUUAAAAUCAAGCUGGGCUUUCCUAACGCGCCUUACAGGCGAAUCGUCCACAACACCGACUGGAGCAUCUUCUGGGCCGUCAGUAGCGCCAUAGUGUUCGUUCUUCUUUCUUUUCUUCUCAUGUGGCCUCUCAUUGUAGUCAUCCUGGUCGUCCUCCCCUGCGUGGUUUUGUGUAAGAGGAUGUGCAGUAUGCUGUGCUGCUGUGGUCAGAGAAUCUGGGGGCGGUGCUGCGUAUGUGUCUGCCACACUCACCUGACCAGCUCGGAGCUAAUGUGGUUGGGCAGAGGAACCGGUGCCGGUCACUCGGUGGCCCAAAGUCUUCUAGUAUUACAAAAAGGGUUGGACACGGAUAGGAUAAGAAAUCUAAUCGAUUCCAGGCUACUGUCUGUAGAGAAUAGGCACGGACAUAAACUGUAUCCUAGAUUUACUCAGAAGGUUGUUUCAUUUUGCUGCGGUCAAGCCUGGGUGACCGACAAGCAGUUCAUGGUCGCUAAACACAUCUACAACAUGCCCGGCUACAUCGAGACCCUGGAGGACCUCCAGCAGUUUGUUUCCAAGAUGGCCACACAGCCCUUAACAUUGGAACAGCCACUUUGGGAGAUACAGGUGUUGCACAAUUUCCGUGAACCAAGAGAUACUGUCUUACUGUUCCGCAUGCACCUGUGUUUGACUGACGGAGUUUCUAUUAUCCAAGUCUUAGAGAAUGCACUAGCAGACACUCAGAAAAUGAGCUCCAGGAAGUCCACCUUCAGUACAGAGGCAGCCAACACGUCACCUUUCAAAGUUUUAUUUUCUGGACCUGUGACUUUCCUCUCUCGCUAUCUGUUUGGCGGGAAUGACCUUAACCUUCUCCACGGUCAGCACGUGCAUCCAUCUGGGGAGAUGGUUGUAGCCUGGUCAGAACCAUUCAGUUUAAGUGCUGCCAUGAGGGUCAAGCAAGUGGCCAGAUGUUCUUUGACAGAGCUCCUCUUGUCUAUCACUGCUGGGAACAUACGAAGCUACCUCCAGGUCAGCGGCAUCACUCACCCCUUUGACGUCAAGUGUGCUGUCCCCGUGGAUUUCCAAUCCAUGGACGGUGGCGCCGUUGACAUGGAAAACAAAUAUUCGAUGGUCAUUAUCCAGUUGCCCACCAACACCGAAGGCACGAUACCACGACUCUGGGAGACUAAAUACAAGAUGAGUAAAUUCAAGUCGUCUGCGGAGGCCGCCAUUGUGAAUGGUGCUCGGUGGCUAACCUACUGUUUGCUUCCGGUCUCUAUCUUUCAGGAGCUUUGGCGGGAGAUUUACAGCAAAUGUACACUGCUGAUUGCCAACCUGGCAGGCCCCACCUCUGUCCUAAAGCUUGACUCCCGAGAAGUGAAGUGUAUGAUGUACUGGGUGCCUCCCCUCGACAAGGUACCACUGACUGUGUCUUUCAUUACCUAUGCUGACCAGAUGAGAAUGGCAGUGAUCGCAGAUAGAUCAGUUAUUCCUAACCCAGACCUGCUCACCAGAGAUUUUAACUUCAAGCUGGAAACGCUGUCCAAACUUCUGGCACACAGGCGUAUACCGGGAGAGAACUCUGCCGCUAACAGACACGAGAACAUUCAUUUGUUAUCUAGCUUCACCCUGGACGACUUGACGGCUGAACAAAUUCAGCUAGAAAUGUCACUGGUGCAACAAGAGCUACAUGAGAUGAAGCUGCAACUUGAGGCAGGCUCCAGUCACCACAUUAGUCGCAAUGAUACAGAACUGAUGACUCGGAUUGAGGCUCUGAAGGAAAGAUCUAGGGAACUAAUGAUGCAUUUAAGGAAGAAAAAAUCUGAAGAACCUGAUGGAGGACUAUGCUUAACAACAGAAGAGGAUGAUUUAGAAUCUGAAACAGGUGGACCUGAUAAACAUCAAAAACCUUUCAGAAGACGAACACAGUCAAUGUCCAGCAAAAUGUCCACCACAUCAGUGUCUUCUACUCAUAGGCCAUUGUCCACAGCAUCCACAUCAAACCUUCCCUCUCCAGUGCACUCUACUUUACCAUCAUGGCCAGAAGGAGAUCUGAUGGAUGAUAUUGAGGUAGGACUGAGAAGUAAACACAUGUAUGUACAAGCACAAAGAGCCGCUGGCAAAAUAGGGAAGGAUCUGAGCAGUCCAGUGUAUAAUUAUUCAGAUAUCAAAGGUCGCUACCACAGUGUCAUGUCUUGACCAGAACUUCUGUGUAUUUAAUCACCUUUUCCUUUUUUGUUUUUCAUAAACUAUUGACUUCAGAACAUUCACUUGACAAAAAUGUAAUUGUUAUCAUUAGUAAUAUAUUACAAACUAUUACUCUUGUAAUUAUAGCUGCUGUUCUCAAGUUAUUAGCAGCUAUUUUGAUGCACUGACAUUAAGAAAGGAUUUUUAAAUAACACAUUUAGAAUAAGUAUUUCAGAGAAAUCCUGUUCAAAGAAAUUCGUGAGACACUUCUACUUGAACUUUUUUGUUUGUUCUCAAAAUCUAAUUCAUGUUCUGAUCUACAAGAGAACUCAAUCUGAAUUAAGCCAAAGUAUGAAAAGUUAAUCAAAUUGACAUGAUUGUAAAAUCUAUUUAUAUAUGGGAAAAUCCUAAGACUUGUUUCUGUUUGUUACAAGGUGUUAAGGAAUCACAAGUAGUACAUUUAGCUGACAAAAAUGUGAAAAAUAGUUUUUAAAACUUCCUCAUUUUGUAUUUUUUUUAAAACUGGAACAGAUUGAUGCUAUUGUAUCAACAGAUAGAUGCAAUGUUUGUUGUAUGAAUGAAUGAUUACUAGUUAUUAUGUUUGUCAACUGUUAAUCCCAUAGUUUAUUCUAACUUAUUUUCUAGAGCUGUCAUAGGCUGUGAACUGUAGAUAGUGUAUACAUUUGGAAAACAAAUUAUCUGUACAUAUUGUGUGAUCACAUUUGAUUUUUAACCUUUGCAUUAUUCUCUUAAAACCCUUUUGAUAAAGCUGCAUAUAUAAUUUAAAGAUGUUUUUGUCAUGAUGGUCUGAAGAAUCAAUCCUGAAGUCACAAAAAAAAUGAUUUUGAGAUAUUUCCUUAGAGUGUUGUCAAAUUCCUUUUAAUUAGUUAAAAAGAAAAACUAAAUUGGCUUCAGUAUUGAUCCCUGAGGACAUCAUAACACUGGACUGAAAACGCUAAUCUGUAUUUGUAUGUUGCUCUACAGUUGUGGUGUAUAUUUAUUUCCUACCCUUUAGGUAACUUGUAAAUAACUAGAUCUAAAUGCUUUUAAAACAUAUUUACCUCAUGUCGGUAGUGUAAAAUAGAUUCUAUUUAUUAGAAAAUGGUGUAACAUUUUCAACUUAACAUUUCACCUACAAAUAUUUUGCUGCUGAAUAUAUUUCCAAUGAUCUUGCCCUUCUGUUGUUUCAGAAAAUUUCUUAAGAAUGUCUCAAGAAUAUAAUUCUUGAAGUUAAUCAUACAUAUUAUGUUUUUUUUAUAUUAAAAAUCAUACCUCAUUAUACUGAACUUCUAUUCAACAUGCAAUUUUUCAAGUGCAUCUCUUUUCAAUCUUAAAUUAAUGCCAUAUACGAACUUUGUGAAAUGUUCAAUGUAAGAUUCUCUAGUAGGAAUUUAGCUGUUAAUGAUCUAGUCAUUUCCUUAUUCCCACAGCAAAGACUUUGAGAGAAGAAGCUAGGCCUUAAACUGGCUUAAUACGAACCACUGGGAAUUAAAUAUAUCACAUAUUGUGUAAAAAUAAAUCUCAAAAAGUUGAUUAAAUGAGGUUCUAUUGUGUAUAAAUCUUGAGAUAUCUCUUACUUGAUAUGUAUCUCCCAGAAAUAGAUAUCACACAUCUUUUCAUUUGAACGAGUUUUAUGUGAUUCAAACUGCAACACUCUCUAUGUUCAUCCACACUGGCCUAUUUUGUUACAAUGUUGUCUGUUAUAGAAUAAUUGCUUCAAUUAUUCAGAUGUUUGCCAAAAGUGACUAAUUUCUUUUUUUGCAGAAUCUUAAAUUAAAAAGAAAAAUUAAAACCUAGUCAAAUACAGCCUUUUGAUCUGGAAUGGUUUAGUUACAUUACAUGCCUUUGAUAUGAGAUAUUGAAUUGUGGUGAAAACAAUUUUUUUUACGUAAAAGAAUAGAGUAACUUACUUGCUACAAAUACCUUACAUAUAUAUUUUUUUUAUUGACUGCUGAAUAGUAUGUGAUAGUCAUAUUCUUUCUUUAAUGUUUCUUUCUGAAGUACUCGAAAUAGGCUAAAAAUGUGUAAGAUGGAGAUGUAGAGAACACUUGUCUCUUUGGUUCCUAAAACAUUUUUUAUUCUUAGCCUAUGGAAUGCUGUACAAAUAUUUGGAGGGGGGGGGGUCUCAUUUCCUCAUUUUAAAACUUUUGAUAUUUUUUUUAAUCUUUAAUAUGAUUUAAAAAAAAAAGAAACUCAGUAGAGCUGAUAGUAUUUGAAACUAAUGUGUGCAAGUGUGUUCCUCUCUUUGUUAUAAAGGAAAUCCUUUCAUGUAGAAGAUUGUUACAUUUUACAGCUGUGUCUCUAUAUCAGUUGAUGAACAGAUUUAUAUUGCCUUUUAAAACUGAAUAUAACUAAUAAAAUCUACUGGUUUAUUCAUUGAAUAUUAUGAAGUGUAAAUAGAAUUGACCAAUAAUUGGAUAUUGAUACAACAAAUUUAGUCUAAUCUUUUCUAAGAAGGUGCAUGGUGAGCUCUAUUCCAUCAUUCAACGGAAUUUCAUCACUAACAAGAAUUUACUGUCAAUCAUCAAUCUGAUAUUUACAAGUCAAAUAGAAUUUCAUGGCAAAUGUAGCUUCAGUUUGCAAUAAACACAAGAAACUGAACAAUGAUUCAAGGCUUGCACAUUUAAUUAAAGAUGAAACCCAUUUAUUAAAGCUCUGCCAGGAUCUGAACAUUUUGAUGUAACUUAUUGACCAUAGCAUGGACUGACAGUAAUAGAUUAUUACCAAAAACUUGAGUGUUGGAAGUGCAUUGAGAUUAAGUUUGUUUUAUACAGUCUAAACAUUAUUUAAAGCACAUUUGUUCAAAAAUAGAAUAAUCCCACCACUGAUUUCGGCACUGAGCCACUUCUAUUGGAAAACAACACAGCUCUGUUUUCUGUGACUUAGAAAGUCACCAAUCUUUUCAUUCCAGACUAGCCUUGUGAUUGGGAUAACAAGAAAAACUUGUGAGUAAUGAAAUAGAAAUGAUCAGAUUUCUGAAAAAGCCAUAGUUAGGAUCUCUCAGAAGUUGGAAUAUUUUAGUUUUAAAAUAAAAAAAACAACUAAGAGCAGAGCCAAUGGUAGCAAACUUGUAUUCUGGAUUAGAAGGAAAAAAAAAUCGUUUUUACUUUCCUUCUAUGUCAUGAACUUUAAAUCUAUCUCUUGUUGUGAUGGCAACAGGUCAGAACUGUGUGAACCUCAAUUAAACAAUAAGGACUCAUUUUAAAUGGGUUCAUAAGAUUGUACAAUGUUUUUUUGACAACAAAAACAUGUAAUAAAGAAUCUUGUAUCAAUAAAGGCUUAAUGUGAAGAAGGUAAUUGAGUUUUUGAACAAUUCUAAAGUGAGUUAUCAUUGGUUUCAUUGACUGUGGGAAUGGCUAUAAAUAGCUUCCCUAUUUUAUGUUUCAAUUAACUAUUUGUUACAUAGUUUUAGGACUGCCUGAGUGGAUGCUAUACAAUUUACAUUGUUAGAAUAAUUAAAACCAAUGUGCUUAUAAAAAAUUCA
Messenger RNA from Biomphalaria glabrata, 8349 nucleotides. RefSeq lists its product as uncharacterized. The record is from RefSeq and is a predicted model, not a curated record. Gene Ontology annotation, biological process: triglyceride biosynthetic process. Gene Ontology annotation, cellular component: plasma membrane. Lineage: Eukaryota; Metazoa; Mollusca; Gastropoda; Planorbidae. Gene Ontology annotation, molecular function: diacylglycerol O-acyltransferase activity; long-chain-alcohol O-fatty-acyltransferase activity. The coding region runs from base 897 to 4877 and encodes 1326 amino acids. The transcript has 13 exons.